AUGAAUAAAUUUUCUUUAUGGAAAGUUACUUUAUUCAGGUUAGUUGAAGGUGAAGUUUGUAAAUAUUGCAAAAAACGCAAUCUUCAAUGUGUCAGAAAAGCAAUUAAAGAGAUUGAAGAAAUUGAAACCAAAAACAUUGAUGUCUUUGGAGUUUUUGAUAAAGAUAUUGUCAAAAACGUUCUUGGAAAUGAUAACAAUAAUAAUCAAGAUGAUAAUGGCGAUGGCACGUUUUCGUUUGAAAAACUGUUGAAACAUAGUUUUGAAAAUUUCGAUGAUUUUGAAGAUUUUAUCUCUCUUAUGAAUCAAUUGCCACCAAGAAAUAUUUUGUUCAAGUAUAAUGUUCACUGA
This is a messenger RNA of Entrophospora sp. SA101, 348 nucleotides long. The record is from the annotation of a GenBank genome assembly. Lineage: Eukaryota; Fungi; Glomeromycota; Glomeromycetes; Entrophosporales; Entrophosporaceae.